Messenger RNA from Chelonia mydas (Green sea turtle), 15451 nucleotides. RefSeq names its product ADAMTS like 1 (gene ADAMTSL1). Bases 1033 to 6687 code for a protein of 1884 amino acids. Gene Ontology annotation, cellular component: extracellular matrix. The record is from RefSeq and is a predicted model, not a curated record. Gene Ontology annotation, molecular function: metalloendopeptidase activity. Gene Ontology annotation, biological process: extracellular matrix organization. NCBI's taxonomy places the organism in Eukaryota, Metazoa, Chordata, Testudines, Cheloniidae. The transcript has 34 exons.
AAAUAUUUGUCUGACCAAAUUAGCUCAAGAACUCAUUGGAAUUAAUGAGACUGUAUACUAGCUAAAGGAGAGAUUUUGUUGAAUGAUAGAUUCCUAUUAUAUCCAUCCUGCCAAGAAAUGGGAAGACAAAUGUUGUAAUCCUCUAGAAAACUUCCUGGGUAAAAAUGUACUCUGUGGUAGAGAGCUUUCAACACCACCACCACCAGAGGAAAUAUACCAGAAAAAAAAUAUCUACAAGAGGAGACAUUUUAGGAGAGAAAGAGGGAUUCUCCUGGUCUGCUGUAAUGAUGAAGAGAAAAUGACUGGUGAAUUUCCUUACUUGGAAUCCCCUUACUUACUACCCGAAAUCCUACUGGAUCUGGGGUUAAUCCUAGUUACGGUGUCUGGCUAGGAAUGCUGUGGGAUCCAGUUGGAAUCUCAGAUUUUUUCAGUUGAAAGGCAAUAGGAUGAAUAGCUCAGCUGUAGGAGAGAGAGAGAUGGGGAGUGGGGGAAGCCUCCAGAGCUGAAGUGGAGGAGAGUGACAGUGGGUGAGAUGAAAACCUCAGCCCUCCAGGGAAAGCAGCGGUGUCUCUUUAAGGCGCGCAAGGUGGGGCCAGUCCCUCCCUAGCCAGCCGCCCGCUCAGCAAACUUAUAAAUUUAGUAACAAUGUGUUUUAGGCGCUUGGAUCCUGAAAUUAACACCGCUGCAGCAGCUCCGGGCGGAUCGGUGUCUGUUACUCUCCGCCUUCUAGCAGCCCUGACACGAGGAGGGGAGGAGCAGGGGGAAGCGUUUCAACACGUUAUCCUGCCCUCCUGAGCCAGGACAAGCAGCACCCCCGACCCCCCCCCCCCCAUUCACACAAACCUGCCUAUGCCCCAUGGACAGAGUGCCUUGCCACCAAGGGAGAGCCACUUGGAGCUUGAGCUGCGCCACCAGAAGGGAAGCGUGAGCCGGAGCAGCUGCAGUCGCCUCUGGACGGACUAAGGCAGGAGGUCCGAGGUGAGGGGGGCUUUCCUGGCAGCUUUCCACCCCCCCCCUAGCCCCGGGGAGAGGAUGUCCGCGCCAGGGGGGCAGCGCAGCUGGGCUACUAUGACCCCCAUCCUCUCAGCCACCUUGUGGCUCCUGUGCUCCGCUACGCAGGUUUGUGGAGACCAAAACCAAGGAGCUGUUUUUCUGCGUGAAUUUACAUUGAUUCGGAGAGAGAGCCUCCAUGACGAUUUCCUGUCUGACUUGCUGAAUAACCAUAAAACUGAAGAUCCGAGAUGUCCCGGCUCUCCAGACUACGUGUCAAGGUUUGUGUGUCUCCACCCAACCACCAGGCAGUUUUGUUUGUGGAAUGACACCUGCACCAUGCCAUGUUGUCACAAGUACAACGGCACUGGAGGAGGAGAUAAUGGUUUGGAGUUACUUGAUGAACAGUUAACCAAAGCAAGUUCCAGAACAGCUCGAUCUGAAGAAGACCGAGAUACACUGUGGGAUGCCUGGGGUUCAUGGAGCGAAUGUUCACGCACUUGUGGAGGAGGGGCUUCCUAUUCACUCAGACGCUGCCUGAGCAGCAAGAGCUGUGAAGGGCGAAAUAUUAGAUACAGAACAUGCAGCAAUGUGGACUGCCCUCCAGAAGCCGGUGAUUUUCGGGCCCAGCAGUGUUCUGCUCAUAAUGAUGUCAAGUACCAGGGACAGUUUUAUGAAUGGCUUCCUGUCUCGAAUGACCCUGACAACCCAUGUUCGCUGAAGUGCCAGGCCAAAGGGACAACCCUUGUUGUGGAACUGGCUCCCAAGGUUCUUGACGGCACGCGAUGCUACACUGAGUCACUGGAUAUGUGCAUUAGUGGCUUGUGCCAAAUCGUUGGCUGUGAUCACCAGCUGGGAAGCACUGUCAAGGAAGAUAACUGUGGGGUCUGCAAUGGCGAUGGGUCCACCUGCCGGCUGGUUCGAGGCCAGUUUAAAUCCCAGCUCUCAGCAAAUAAACCGGAAGAUACUGUUGUCGCUGUUCCCUAUGGAAGUAGGCAUGUUCGUCUAGUGUUGAAAGGACCUGAUCACUUACAUUUGGAAACCAAGACUCUGCAAGGCGUGAAGGGAGAAAACAGCCUCAGCUCCACAGGCUCUUUCCUGGUGGACAAUUCUAGCGUCGACUUCCAGAAGUUUCCGGACAAGGAGAUACUGAGAAUAUCUGGGCCUCUCAGUGCAGACUUCACAGUCAAGGUCCGCUAUGCUGGUGCUGCUGACAGCACGGUUCAGUUUAUCUUCUAUCAGCCCAUCAUUCACCGUUGGAGGGAAACUGAUUUCUUUCCUUGUUCCGCAUCUUGUGGAGGAGAUUUAAGGCCGGAUAUGGCUAAGCGGAAAUUUGGCAGGCCUCAGGCAAGUUACCAGCUGACAUCUGCUGAAUGUUAUGAUCUGAGAAGCAGCCGGGUGGUGGCUGAUCAAUACUGUCACUACUACCCUGAAAACAUCAAGCCAAAGCCAAAACUUCAGGAGUGCAACUUGGACCCUUGUCCUGCCAGUGAUGGAUACAAGCAGAUCAUGCCCUAUGACCUCUACCAUCCCCUUCCUCGAUGGGAGAGUACUCCAUGGACAGCGUGCUCCUCCUCGUGUGGAGGGGGCAUUCAGAGCCGCACAGUCUCUUGUGUAGAGGAAGACAUUCAGGGGCACAUCAGCCCUGUGGAGGAGUGGAAGUGCAUGUACACGCCAAAGAUGCCCAUUGUCCAGCCCUGCAACAUAUUUGACUGCCCAAAAUGGCUGGCCCAGGAGUGGUCUCCGUGCACUGUAACGUGUGGCCAGGGGCUGAGAUACCGUGUGGUGCUCUGCAUUGAUCACAGAGGGAUGCAUACAGGAGGCUGCAGCCCUAAAACAAAGCCUCAUAUAAAAGAAGAAUGCAUUGUACCUACUCCUUGCUACAAACCCAAAGAGAAACUUCCUGUGGAAGCUAAACUGCCAUGGUACAAGCAGGCACAAGAGCUGGAAGAAGGAGCAAUGGUGUCUGAAGAACCAUCGUUUAUUCCUGAGGCCUGGUCUGCCUGUAGUGUCACAUGUGGGGUGGGCAGCCAGGUGCGGCCAGUGAAAUGUCAGGUGCUCCUGUCUUUCUCUCAGUCUGUGGCUGACCUGCCAAUUGACGAAUGUGAAGGUCCCAAACCUGCAUCACAACGAGCCUGUUACAGCGGCCCCUGCAGUGGGGAGGCUGCUGAAUCUAACCCUGAGGAAACCGAACUGAUCUAUGGGGGCCUCCAGGAUUUUGAUGAACUCUAUGACUGGGAAUACGAGGGCUUUACGGAAUGCUCAGAAUCCUGUGGAGGAGGUGUCCAAGAGGCUGUCGUGACGUGCUUGAACAAACAGACAAGAGAGAUUGCAGACGAAACUCUGUGUGUGACCAGCCGCCGUCCUCCACAGCUACUGAAAGCCUGUAAUCUGGAGCCCUGCCCCCCAAGGUGGGAGAUUGGGAAAUGGAGCUCCUGCAGUCUCACCUGUGGAGUUGGUCUACAGACUCGAGAUGUCUUCUGCUCUCACCUCCUCUCAAGAGAGACGAAUGAGACUGUGAUUUCGGCAGAUGAACUGUGUCAUAAACCCAAGCCCACCUUAGUGCAAGCCUGCAAUCGCUUUGACUGCCCACCAUCCUGGUACCCUACACAAUGGCAACAGUGUUCACAGACCUGCGGAGCAGGCACUCAGAAGCGAGAUGUGCUCUGUAAGCAGCGCAUGGCAGAUGGAAGUUUUUUGGAGCUUCCAGAAACCUUCUGCUUCACUCCGAGGCCAGUUUCCCAACAAGCCUGCAAAAACAAAGACUGUCCCAGUGAAUGGCUUCUUUCUGACUGGACACAGUGUUCAGUGAGCUGUGGAGAGGGCACCCAGACUCGAAAUGCCAUUUGCAGGAAGAUGCUGAAAACGGGAGGUUCUGUCAUCAUCAAUUCCUCAAUGUGCCCACCUUUGCCUCUCUCUUCUUUAGUCAGGUCCUGUGCACUAACUGCUUGCACAAGGCACAACAGGCCGGCUCAAAAGCAAAGCCCCCAUAUUAUGGCCCUGAAGAAUGUUUACAUCCAGACAAAGAAGCAGAAGAAGCUACACUUUAUUGUGGGUGGCUAUGCCUACCUACUGCCCAAAACUUCUGUUGUCCUCCGAUGUCCGGUGAGAAGGUUCCGUAAAUCAAUGAUCAUCUGGGAGAAGGACAACAAGCGACUCCUCAGCUCAGUUCACGUUACCAUUGCACCGUAUGGGUACAUAAAGAUCCACCGUUUAAAGCCUUCGGAUGCUGGCACGUACACCUGCACAGCAGGGCCAGCCCGGGAACAUUUUGUGAUUAAACUAAUUGGAGGCAACAAUAAAAUCAUCAUCAACCAACCAGCUGGGAUUAGAGAGGAAGAAGGCACAAGGAAGUCCAGUUUGAAUGAAGCCUUGCACGCUCAGGAGAAGCAUCAGAAUGGGAUUCUCUUCAACAGGAGCAAGGCCGAGAAACGAGGGCAUUUGGCUGAUCUUAGCAGCCAGUAUGAUGACAUUGUCUCAAGACUUCUGGAGCAGAGAGGCUGGCCUGUGGAAAACCUGGAAUCCUGGGAGGCUCAGGAGUCAACAGAGAGAAAUGCCUCUUCAGAGGAGGAGCAGAGUCAGGAGUACAGCCUUCCAUUUACCAUGGUCACGGAGCAGAAACGCUUGGAUGACAUCAUAAGGAAUUUGUCUCAGCAGCCUGAGGAACUUAAGGAUGUCUACAGCAAGCAGCUUGUUGUGCAGCUAGCUGAUGACAUCUUCAAGAGCCAUUUGGAAAAUCAAGAAUCUGUUUUCAAAGUCCAGGGGAGAAGAAUUGGUUCAGCUAUGGCAGAGUUCCCUUUCCGCAAACAGGUGUCCGGAUUCACCAGUUCCUUGAGAACGUCGUCUGCCGAAGCACAUCUGCCAACUUCAGUGGAGCUGGGGAAUGGCUCACGCAGGCCCCAUCGAAAGCCUGCAAUCCUCAGGAAGAUUUCUGCAGCUCAGCAGCUCUCAGCCUCUGAAGUUGUCACCCACUUGGGACAGACGGUCGUCUUAGCCAGCGGGACCCUAAGUGUGCUGCUUCACUGUGAGGCUGUUGGGAACCCAAAGCCCACCAUUAGCUGGGCUAAAAAUGGAGCAGAGGUGCAAUACAAUGACAGGAUACUCCUUCAGCCAGAUGACUCUUUGCAGAUUCUAGCGCCAGUGGAAGCUGAUGUGGGUUUCUACACCUGCAAUGCAACUAAUGCUUUGGGAUCUGACUCUGUCUCCAUUGCGGUCACUUUAGCAGGAAAACCACUGAUCAAAGCAUCAAGAGCUACGCUGAUCAACACAGAGUCCUCCGCUGUCACGGUUGACAUUGGAAGCACAGUGAAAACAAUCCCAGGUGCAAAUGUUACCAUUAGCUGCCAAGUUGCAGGUGUACCUGAAGCAGAAGUUACUUGGUUGAGGAAUAGGAUCAAGCUGGCCCCUGCCUAUCAUCUGCAUGAUGGCUCAUUGCUGAUUGCAAAUGUAACUCUGUCUGAUCAGGGGUUAUACUCCUGCAAGGCAGCCAAUCUUCGUGGAGAGGUGACUGAAAGCACACAGCUGCUGAUUCUUGACCCCCCACAAACCCUCCUUCAAUUAGAAGACUUGACAACAAUGCUUUUAAUCUCGGGGCCGGAUAUUCCCUCAGUGCUGACCUCUCCUUCAGGAACAAGGUUGGCGCUAAAUCCUGGAAGUUCUGUCCUCAUCGGUUGCCCAGUGGAUGGUCAUCCAGCUCCAAACAUCACUUGGUUUUAUGCUGGUCAACCCAUCAGCAUGAGACACAACAUCCUGGCAGCUGGUCAGAUUCUUCAGCUACUAAACAUCAGUGAUGGUUAUCAAGGUGAAUUCAGCUGCCUGGCUCAGAAUGAAGCUGGCUCACUUAUGCAAAAAACAUCUCUGACAAUCCGAGAAUAUUGGUGGUCAGCGGACAGACUGAUGGCAUGUUCGGCCUCCUGUGGUAACAGGGGAGUGCAGCAACCGCAACUGAGGUGCUUACUGGAUGGGACUGAGGUCAACACAUCCCACUGCAUAGAGAAGCCCAAGCCAGUGCUACAGCCUAUUGCUUGUAACAGAAGAGACUGCCCUUCAAGGUGGAUGGUGACAUCCUGGUCCCUUUGUACACGGAGCUGCGGUGGAGGGGUCCAGACCCGGCGAGUGACUUGUCAGAGGUUGACCGCUGUGGGCAGUUCCGUCCCCAUGUCAAAUGAGGCAUGUGCCCAGGUUGCCAAACGCCCAGUGGAUACCCAGAUCUGUAACAGGCAGCUGUGCAUGGAGUGGGUGGCCUCCUCCUGGGGUCAGUGUAAUGGGCCAUGCAUCGGACCGCGACUAGCUGUACAGCACAGACAGAUUUUCUGCCAGACCAGGGAUGGGAAUUCUGUGUCUUCUGACCAGUGCAGUGCCCUGCCAAGGCCUUUGAGCACACAGAACUGCUGGACAGACAUCUGCGGUGUGCACUGGAGGGUCAGUCUGUGGACCCUGUGUACAGCUACGUGUGGGAACUACGGCUUCCAGUCCAGGCGAGUGGAAUGCGUGCAUGUCCGCACCAACAAACCUGUGCAGGAGCACUACUGUUCCUGGAGGCCAAGACCUGCGAACUGGCAACGCUGCAACAUCACCCCCUGCGAAAACAUGGAAUGCAGAGACACCACCAGGUACUGUGAGAAGGUGAAGCAGCUCAAACUCUGCCAGCUCACCCAGUUCAAAUCUCGCUGCUGUGGGACUUGUGGAAAAGCAUGAAGAUGAGAGCAACUGAGAUAGGGGAUCAGAGGCAUCAGCCUUUGCUUCACUACAGGAAGGACUGUUACAAAACAAAUUGGACAGAAUUCAGUUUUCUUCAUUUUAUUUAUUUAUUUUUAUUUUAUUUUUUUUUAACUUUACUGAAUCGUUGUUGUAAAGGACUUGGCAAGUUUUCCCUUCAGUGAGACUGGGAGAUGGAAUGCAGCAAAGCACAGUUGUGGUGGGAGACCAAAAAGAAAGAGAAGACAAGCAACAUGUCAGACCUGAGUGGAACAGAGCUGUCUAGGAAUCCUUGUAUAGGCCUUGCGAUACUCAUCAACCAGCAGAUGGGCGGAAAACACCAAAGCAAAAACUCCCAUUAGCAGCAGAUCAGAGCACCAGGGCAUGGAUCAAACAGCUUGACAGAUCAUGGGCUACUGAAAAAAGGGAUUGAACUAAACAUUCAGCUAAGCAAUGGGCAGAGACAUCAUUUGCCCUAGAAGGGUUUGUUAACAUAAGCAUGUGGUUUUGGUUUUUUAAAAUUGCUGUCCUAAAGCUGUGUUCCUGUUCUCUCUCUGUCCCUCUCUCUCUCUCUCUCACGCUAAGAACUUAGGAUCUGAAAAGGAGGUUAAACAUUGUGCUGAAGCAUGAAUGAGUUUAAAAUGCAUCUAAAUAAGUGCACCAAGUUUUUUUCCCUCAACAUGAAAAAAUGAAGUACAGUAUUAUGCAGAAAAGGAAAGUGAGUGACAGAAUGAUCUGCUAUUGACAGACCGCCGUGCAUACCUGCCAUCACUGCUCUGUGCAGAGCACUUAUAGGAGGGGUUGUAUAUAUAUUUGUGGCAACAAGAGCUACUUACCAUGCUGCAUCUUAACAUGAUUAAAAUGUAUCUGGGGAAGAGAGAAGCCUGAGAUCCCAGAGUUAUUGGGCUUUCAGAUCUGGGGUUUUGGUCUAUUUCUAACUUUGGAUUUGUAGAAAUCAUUUCUAUGUCCUGCCAGUGUGGAAUUUUUCUCUCAUUACAGCCAAAUCCUCCAGUGAUAAUUAUUAAUUUAUCAAGAAGGAGAACACAGCUGCUCUGAUUUGUUAUAGUUCUUUCUGUCACGUAGACAUACAGAAUGCUGUAUCAUCAGCUUUGUCCCCAAAGUGGUUGCACAAAUUCCUAAAAGACACACAAAAAAGGUGGAUGCUAGAAAGUGAAGCAAUCCAUGAAUAGAACUCUGCAGUCAGAGGUGAUCUGAGAAGUGAGAGUCAAAUUUUACGUUUAUAACAUGAUUUUGCCUGCUCAUUGUGAUUCUCUCGCCUAAUUGCAUCGAUAAUCAAAAAUUAAGUGCUUCAUCCUUCAAGAUGUUGGGCAUCCUCAAGUCAGUGGAAAUCCAGGUUGCUCAGCACCUUGCAGAAAUCAGCCUGAACUACAAAGUUUGGAUUUGAACUUCCCCGAAGUUUGAGGGAGAGGUGCCCAGAUCCGGAGUUUUGGUUUAGGACUAUCUCUGAAUGUAAGGUUUGCCUGUGCCUCUUGUGUCACCCCCAGUGGGACUCUCUUCUUGUGAUGCAGUAAUAAAACACUGUUCAAGUAUUGAUAUGUUGCAGCUUACCUUACAUGUGGAUUUUUCAACAAGCCUGGAAGUUCUCUUGUGAGGUCAACACCAGGUCCAUUGCAUUAAAUUGCCUCCAGUUUGGUCAUUCCAAAGUGUGUCUGGCAGGGAACACUCUCUCUACAAAUGGGUCUCUGAGAAAUCACAUUGCUAAGAAUCAGUGUAACUUUUAUUUAAAAACAAACAAAAAAAGUCUUUUUAUGUAUGUAAAUGUAUAUCUUUUUGUGUAUAUUUAUUAGGAUUCCUUGUAUAAAAAGUGCAAUAUUAAUAAUUGUACAUUGUUGUCCAGAUAAAAACUAUUUUGGGGACUUUGUGAUCUCCCUGCAAUUUUGUUCCCCUAAAAUCAGUGGUAAUAGUGUAAUUUUCCUGUUUUUAUCAGCACUUUCAUUUAACUUUGGAUACAUUUCACUGUGUACAGAUUGCUUCGUAAACUAUGACAACUGGGGGGAGAGGCUUUCCUACUUGUGAAACUAUAGUUAUGCAUGGAACGAAGGACAAAUUCCUUGCUAAUAAUUUGGUGGUUGUUUCUAGUACAAUAGCUAAUGAAAAGCAGUGCUGGAAAGUAUUUACAUUUUUUAAUAACAAAAUAUAUUCAGACAAUCCCAUGUUGGAUAUUAGCUGUGUAACUGUGCUUAGGAUAAACAUUUGGAGCCAACGUCUGGCCAGGCCACUGUGUCCCCUUCACACAGUAUAAAUAUAAUUUCAGAUAUUUGUCCUAUGAAUUGUGACUUGUCAGUAUCCCCAUAAGAUGAUGAGGGUUGCUGAGUAUUAUAGAAGUAGGAUUUCCUCCCCUAAAAAAACCUGUAUUUAUAUCAUUUUUUGUACAGAUAAUGCAGCUUAUUUAUUUAACUACUUUUGUCUGACUCAUUCUUUAUUAACCUUAAAACAGGAGCUACCAGGGUAGCAGAGCUUUCAAGGUUCUCCAGCCUCCUCCCCUAUUCCCACAGUUGCUCAGGUUUGCAAAGCUAAUCAUCUCCGGGCCAUCACCUAUGGAGCUCGUAAGUUUCUUGAACAAUCAAAUGCAUACUUGGGGGAAAAUCCUGCCUCUGUUUGCACUGGCACACCGAGCCUGAAAAGCACUGUUCCUAACUCUCCCCAGGUGAGCAGAGGGGGUGGGCCAUGAGUCAGGAACUACACAGAUUUGCUCACAAACACGGGCUGUGCAAGAAGAGAGUAGUAUGCUGCAGCCACUAGAAUAGCUUCAAACAGCAGUGACUGUACAGUGGUUGUACAGCUGAUCCAUACCCCAGGUCCAGCUGGGAAGGAGGAUUGUCAUUCCGUGGCAGAUAUUCUGUCCUCCCCAGCCCUACAAAUCCUGAAUAAACAAUGAGUCCGAAUUCAGCACACACAGGUAUGGUGCAUCUGUUUGUGCCCAGCUGUUGAUUUCCACUGGGCAUGCUCAGACUGAUACAAGUGAUAUAUUCGUUAAAUCAAAAUAUUUUUUUUAAAGCAAGCAAAGGUAUUAACCUCAAUUAGGACAAUGUCUGUGCCAAGUUUCUGCUGUAGCCCUUUUCAAACAAGUGAGGUUGCAGCUCUUUUACAAAGGGAAUUGUGAUUUUGUUCACUCUCCUGUAAUUCAAAACCUGAUCUAGUUUUUCCAAUAGGUGGCUUUUAAUUGUAAGUUUCACAGGAAAUUCCACAUGGAAAAGUUUUUGGUCUAAAAGGGGGGGGGGGGAACUUGCGCCUGGGGGGCUGGGGGGGGUGUAAUCUAAAAUCAGAAUCAAACAGAGAUUAAUUAAAACCUCACCCUUAACAGUCACUUCUGAGUUUACUGGCAGCUGAAUACAGCUCAACAGUGACAAAAGGAUUCCACAAAAGCCCCUUUCCACAAAGACGGAUGUUACCUUGCUCUGUGGACUCUGGUAACAAAGUAGCACAUGGGGCCAUAUUUAACACAGGGUUGUCAACAGCAGCUUCCCAAAGCCCAGACUUUGUAUAUUAUUUCACCUGUAAUGGGUGAUUUUAUGAGAGGAGGGACUGGGGUAGCACUAUGUAAAAUGGCUUCAUGCUAUUCUGUGGCUAAGAUUGUUUGAGAAUAAAAGAGCCCCGUAAGCACAGUUGCUGUGGAGACUGAGGUAAAGGCCAUAUUCUGUGACCUGAACUUGGCAAUAGCUAGACAUUUUCUAGAUGUGAAAAGCAACGUUUUAAAAACACUUAAAAUGACAGUGCCCAUCUAUAAAAAGGGAAAUAAGGACAACCCGGGGAAUUAGAGACCAGUCAGCUCAACUUCUAUACCCGGAAAGAUAAUGGUGCAAAUAAUUAAGAAAUCAAUUUGCAAACAUCUAGAAGAUAAUGAGGUGAUUGUUGCAUUGCACUCCAUAUGUUUAUGGAACUAUGUUUAUAAGUGUAAAUAUGAUGUAACUGGAAUAUGCUUUACCCAAAAGGUUUCUUGUAAGGGAUCAUUACAAAGCGUAUAAUCUACUGAGUGUGUUCAUCCCCUUUGUAUGAAUGUAUCAUUCUUGUUUCUGAAAUUAGGAUAUUAAAUAUAAUUCUGAGGUCCUAUUAUAGUUAUGCAAAAUGUGGGCCAUUAAUGGAGGUUUCAAAUCUUGUUGGCCCCCAUUAAUUAGGACAGUUGGUUGUAGAUGGCUCUAUUUACUUGUAAGCCUUCCUGUAUACCUGUGUGCCAGCGAGUGGGUGAUGAAGUCUCACAGGACUUGUGAACAUGUCACAUGAUACUGGAAUCCAUCUUUAACCUGGUGCUUUCCCAUUUAGAAGGGGGGGAGAACCCAGAGAGAGACAAAGAAUUCCCGCCUUGUGCCAAAGCUAUAAAAGGGAGUGGAACAGAACAAAGGGGUCCCAGUCAUGUGGAAUCCCCUGCUUUUCACCUAAGAUGCCUGCUGGAACUAACAAGAACUGUACUGGGGAAAGGGUUGGGCCCAGACUAAGAAGGAGUCUGGUCUGUGAAAGAAGCUUAUUGGAACAUCUCUGAGGAUGAGAUUUUCCUGGAUUCAGUUUCUUUAUGUAUUAGGCUUAGACUUGCGUGUUUUGUUUUAUUUUACUUGGUGGUUUACUUUGUUCUGUCUGUUAUUACUUGGAACCACUUAAAUCCUACUUUUUAUUCUUAAUAAAAUCACUUUUGUUUGGAUCCCAUUGGGAGCGGGGUGUCUGGGUGUUGGAGACUGGAGUACCUGCUGAGUGGUUUUCAGUUAAAGCCAGCAGCUUUGGGAACGUGGUUCAGACCCUGGGUCUGUGUUGCAGCAGGCUUUCAUUUCUGGCUCAACAAAACAGGGUUCUGGACUCUCAAGCUGACAGGGAAAACAGUCUCAGAGGUAGUUUCAGCACGUCAGGUGACAGUCCCAAGUGGGUCUCUGUGACCGAACCCGUCACAGUGGUGUCAUCAGCAGGAUCUGUACACAUCUGAUUGCUUUGAGACACUGGUAGUGAUUUUAAGUGAGUUUUAAGUGUGGUGGGUGGAAAACAGACAGAGUGGUUACUGGUUUGUUAUUUUCUGUUGGUUUAUUUUGAGUGAGGGAAAUAAGCACAAGAAAGCAGGAAAAUGACUACCAGUGAGGCAGCUACAAAACUAGAGCUGGCCAGACUGGAAGUGGAAGAGAAGGCAAAGGACCGUGAGUUUCAAAUGUGGCAGGCAGAAAUGAGGCUCAAACAAGCAGCUGUGGCCAGGGAAACCAUGGAGGCCCAGAAACAGACUUAAAUUGAAGUACAGAAAGCUGCUCAUGAAAGAGCCAUGGAGCUAAAAGACAAAGAGCUUGAAGCCCAGAAAGCUGCCCAGGUGGAGAAGGAAAGAGAGAAGCAGCUAGUGCUGGAGUUAAAAGACAAAGGAAUACAGGCCCAGAUUGAGACCCAGAAGCAUGAACUGGCUGUAAUGGAGUGAAAGAGAGAAAACCCACCAGCAGCUGGCUCUACUUCCCAAAAACCCCACAAAUAGGAACGAUUAUGCCCGCAGUAUGAUUGAUCCAGUGAUCUUGCUAAAUAUUUCAUCACCUUUGAGAGACUGUGCACCCUCCAUGUGAUUCUUGAAGAUCAAAAAAUGACCACUUUGGUUGCAAAAUUGACUGGGAGAGUCAAUAAGAUGCCUAUUGCUGAUGCUUUAAACUACGGUUAAUUUAAGAAACUGGUUUUGAAACAGUUUCAGAUUACACCUGAAACCUACAGGGUUAAGAGUCUUAAGAGGGGAUCUGGAUUGAGUAAUGUGGCUUAUGUAAAUGAAAUGAGAGAUUUGUUAGACAAGUGGGUGAAGGGAAAAGGCAUUACCAGCUUGGAAGAAAUGUGUGAUUUGGUUACUCAGCAACAGUUCCUGAAUAUGUGCAGUGAUUAUGUAAAGCAGUAUUUGUGGGACAAACAGGUGAGUGCAGUGGGGGGAAUUAUCUGGGUUUGCAGAUUCUUACGAGCAGUCACAAGCUACAAUUAAAUAUAAACCACUGGCAGAGGGGCACAGAGUUGGGGGAAAGCAGAAUCACCAUUUUACCCCUGGGGAAAAAGGAGGUGGGGCGUUCACCUCCCCAUUCCCCUGUUACUCGUCCCAAGUCUCCUGUACAAGCAGAGGAGCCCAGAAGGUGCUGUCAUUGUAUGUCCACUGAGCACCUGAGGAAUAAGAGUCCUUGGCUAAGUGGGAAAAGACAGCAGGUAACACAUGAAGCUGCUGCUUCUCAGAGCACAGGGGUAUCCCAGGCUGCUGCCUUUUUCCACACAGGAUUUGUAAAGGUUGCUUCUACACAACCAAGCAGUGAGCAUAUGCAUGCCGUUAAGCUUAAUAGCAAAGUGCUCCAACGAUGGAGAGACACUGGUGCAGAAAUUUCUGUGGUCAGGAGGGACCUGAUCCAGGAGAAGGAUUUGUUACCAGGAAAAAUGGCAGAAUUAGAAUUGGUGGGAGGUUACAAAGUCCUUGCACCUUUAGCUAAGGUACACAUGGAAACUGGAGGUUUGCAGGCUAAACUGACUGUUGCAGCGGUGACAUACAAUUUUGCAUCGUUUCUACUGGGGAAUGAUUUCUUCGAUGUGGCAAAACCUGUCCCAGGGUUUGUUAGCAGCAAGAAGGAAUCUUGUGCUAAAAGCCCCAGGCGGGAGGCUGAAGUCACAUGUGCUGCUGGGGGAAUAGGAGAGUGUCUCUUUAAUUCCUCUAGCAGUGGAGAAUGCAGCUUUGGGGGCAGGGGUGGUCGAAACUAGUUCUUGCAGCUCCGGGGCUCAAGGCAGGUCCCUGCGAGAAGGGCUGGAUAGAACCAGCUCCUGUCCUGUGAUCAUCUCCCUGCGGGAGGGGGAUGUUCCACCUUGUAACAGGGAGGCCCUCCCAGCUGCUGACUGCCAGGAAGUUGCAGGUCAGCAGGGGACAGGUCCUGUCCUGGGGUGCACAGAGACAUGUAUCCUGGAGAUGGAAGUUGGGGUCCUGGUGACAGCUGUGGUGGGAACAGACCCCAAGGUCUCUGUAGCUGGCAGUAAGCCCAACCUGAGUGAAAGGGGGGGAUUUUGCUGGCCAGUGAAAAGCCUGUCAUAGCUGGUAGCUGUGAGCCCACAGCUGGAUCAGGGUCACCUUCCCUUUUAGGGACACAGGAGUGUCUGCCUCAGAGGGGAGCCCAGAGAGGGAAGUCCAGACGGAAGGUGAGGGGGGACAGGAGGAUCCGCCCAUCUUUUGUAGGAAGGCUUUUCCCCAGGAGGAGGGUGAAGGAUCUGUAUCUAAAAUGCCACACCCCUCACCUAUGGAUCAGGUUUUAAGGGAAGACCGGGGGUCAGAUCUCCUGGAGGGACAAGUCCAGCAAGCUAACUUUUGGGAACAGAGAAUGGGGUGACCGAGGGGAUCUUCCCAAUCCAAAGCACUCCAAUGAAAAAUGUUGUUCCUGCUACCCUUGUGAGAGAUAACACUGUCUCUUCAAGGCUGGAAGAAGGAAAACGUUGCAUUUGGGAAGCUUCACAAGGGGGUGACAUCCAACACAAAGAGAUUCCAGAGGGAGGGGCUGAGGGCAGGCAUGGUUGCAGUGCACCCUUUCCUUGCCAAAACCUCAAACAUAAGCCUGAAUUAAGAGCCUUCUCCAUAGGGGGAGAAGAAUCUGUAUCUGAGCACCUACCAUGGUGCACAAAGGGAUUGGAAAAUGGAAUAGACACUGAACAAGCCAAACUGUGUGAACAAAGUCUGCCUGUCAUAAAUUGGCUGUUAAUCUUUUGUCUUUUGCUACUUCAUCUUUGGGUCAAGACAAGGGAGUUAAUACUAAUGGUAAACCUUCAAAGAUGUGUAACAUACCUCAUUUGUGGAAAAAACUUUUGUACAUGCUAGGGAUGGCAACAAGACAGUCCCACAAGCAUGUUGCUUUUCAGCUUAUAUCUGUAAACAGGCUUAGAGCUUGGCACAGUAGCAGAAGCGGCCUACACUGCUGUGUGGAAGCGGGAACUGAGGCACGCCACCUCAUGGCAUUGGUGGGUAAAUGCCAAGACACCUACACUUCAACAGAUACUGCUGUCUGCCUUCUGAUAGCAAUACACCCCAGUGUGUUUUCAGGCACCCAGAACUUUGCUAGGACACCUAUGAAUGACAUCACAGGGUUUAAAGGUACUGGGAGGAGGUCUGACCAGAGACAAACAGGGAUUUUUACAUGUACUGCCUCUGCCAUGGACAGCGUCCAAGACUCCGGCAGUAAGUUUAGGAGGAGGGUGUGGUGUUGCACUCCAUAUGUUUGUGGCAAUGUGUUUAUAAGUGUAAAUAUGAUGUCACUGGAAUAUGCUUUAUGCAAAAGGUUUCUUGUAAGGGAUCAUUACAAAGCGUAUAAUCUACUGAGUGUGGUCAUCCUCUUUGUAUGAAUGUAUCAUUCUUGUAUCUGAAAUUAGGAAUCUGAAAUAUAAUUCUGAAGGCCUAUUGUAACUAUGCAAAGUGUGGGCCAUUAAUGGUUGUUUGGAAUCUUGUUGGCCCCCAUUAACUAGGACAGUUGGUUGUAGAUGGCUCUGUUUACUUGUAAGCCUUCCUGUAUACCUGUGUGCCAGCGAGUGGGUAAUGAAGUCUCACAGGACAUGUGAACAUGUCAAAUGAUACUGGAAUCCAUCUUUAACCUGGUGCUUUCCCAUUUAGAAGGAGUGGGGGGACCCAGAGAGAGAGAGAGAAUUCCCGCCUUGUGCCAGUUUCUUUAUGUAUUAGGCUUAGACUUGGGUGUUUUGUUUUAUUUUACUUGGUGACUUACUUUGUUCUGUCUGUUAUUACUUGGAACCACUUAAAUCCUACUUUUUAUUUUUAAUAAAAUCACUUUUGUUUAUUAUU